Molecule: messenger RNA, 686 nt
Organism: Umbelopsis ramanniana AG
Lineage: Eukaryota; Fungi; Mucoromycota; Umbelopsidomycetes; Umbelopsidales; Umbelopsidaceae
Exons: 1
Coding region: 35-316 (93 amino acids)
Source: RefSeq, a predicted model, not a curated record
UCGCAAAAGAGGGAGGACUACAACAAAUUUAAUAAUGGAUACAGACACUGCGGUCUUUACGCGGUCUUUACGCGUAUAUUCUCAUCUUGCUCUAGCUCCAUCAUUGCAUUAUGUCAAGGUAUAUAGAUAUUGCGGGCUCUCACGUUUAUUUCUAUCGAUCAUAUGCAAAGUCUUGCAAGCGAGGACAAAAACUACUUUUACCGAUGCUUACUUAUUUCUGCCAUUGUAUCUAACAUUUUUUUCUUAUGUCUGUCGCAAUGCUUAUCACGCAGCCAUUCAGAUACCAUCAGUGAAAUUGAAUUGGCGCUGUAUAUGAAAAGAUAAAAAGUUCGCUUUGAAGCACUGAACCGAAUUCAAAAAGCUACUACUGUUACUUGGCGGAAUGGGGACGAGGAUGUGGUGGCCUCCCUCCCAAGAACAGAUAAAACCACAAAAUUUUUAGUUGGAAACGUUCAACCCUCCCAGUCUACAAAGGCUCUAGGGCCUAUAACCACAUCCUCGCCCUCAUUCCGUCAAGUAACAGUAGUAGCCUUUUGAAUAGAUGGUAAUUGAGUGUUUCAAAAACUCAAAUAUAAGCAUUGGUUGUUCUGGAGGGUCAGAGUAUUUCCAAGCCUACCGGCCAGAUUAUUGACGUCAUUCGUAUUUCAUUGCAUUGUACAUAGCACACAAGCAAUUACACCGCAUAU